Messenger RNA from Ceratina calcarata, 860 nucleotides. RefSeq names its product negative cofactor 2beta (gene NC2beta). The record is from RefSeq and is a predicted model, not a curated record. The transcript is spliced from 2 exons. NCBI's taxonomy places the organism in Eukaryota, Metazoa, Arthropoda, Insecta, Hymenoptera, Apidae. Bases 202 to 711 code for a protein of 169 amino acids. Gene Ontology annotation, biological process: negative regulation of transcription by RNA polymerase II; RNA polymerase II preinitiation complex assembly. Gene Ontology annotation, molecular function: TBP-class protein binding; protein heterodimerization activity; RNA polymerase II general transcription initiation factor activity. Gene Ontology annotation, cellular component: negative cofactor 2 complex.
CUGUCGAAUUAACAAUUGGAUGCAAUUGGACAUGGCGAACUGUUGAUGCUGUUGAUCUCGAACUUUAAUACCCAUUUAAACGGUUAUCAAAUAAAGAAAAGAGAGCCGGGUGGGAGAUUAAUUGUCUAAAUGCGGAGGACUUCGUUGUGUGACGUUUUAAUAAAGAAACCUGGCCGUAUCCGUAAAAAAGAUUAGCAUAUAAUGGCCUCGGCCACUACAUCGCCGACCGAGGACGACGAAUUGACCCUGCCCCGCGCGUCUAUCAACAAAAUGAUCAAGGAAAUAUUGCCGCAUGUUCGCGUGGCCAACGACUCCCGCGAACUCAUAUUGAACUGUUGCACGGAGUUCAUUCAUUUGAUCUCCUCGGAAGCGAACGACAUUUGUAAUCAGCAACAGAAGAAGACUAUAAACGCCGAGCACGUUCUCCAAGCUCUAGAGAAACUCGGAUUCGGGGAUUACAGCGCGGAAGCGGAGGCGGUUCUGCGGGAUUGUAAAGCCGUAGCGGCUAAACGGAGACGUCAGAGCACCAGAUUAGAGAACCUGGGGAUCCCGGAGGAGGAACUUCUCAGGCAACAACAAGAACUGUUCGCCAAGGCGCGAGAGGAACAGGCGAUAGCCGAACAACAGCAAUGGCAACAGCUGCAAGCGGCGGUGCAAAUGGCUUCGAUGCAACAGGCCGAUAACAAGGAAGAGCAAGAAGAUUAUUCCUAAGAAUUAUGUUCGUCCCGUUUGACUGCUGCGCCGGUGAUCAUUUUUUUCUCAUCUCAUUUUAUUCAAUUCCGUACACAUUAAGAUUAUAUACAUUUCUCAGUUGUUUAAGGAGUCUAUGAUUUUUCUUCAAAUAAAAAAAUUGAAAACUA